GGUGAUGGAAGGCGUCCCAAAGCUUCCCGUCCACGGAGAGCAUCAGCCACUUCGGAUACUAAAGCAGAAUAAAGCGGCCCGAGUUGCGACUCCUCCGAUCAUUCCAAGGAGAAAGGUGUUGGAUCGAUGGAGGAGAACAAGCAGCUAGGGGUAUCCGUGUUUGCUGCAUCUCACUCAGCUGCUAUUAAUUAGAAGAGCAAAAAAGCCUUAUGCUUUUAAGUGUUUGUUUAAAAUUGUUCGUUCAAACAUCAAAGGUGGCAGGUUUUUUAAAAGCUGAAGUUAGGAUUGGGAGUCAAUUCUUGCCAAGAAUCUAUGUCUAGCUGUUCUGCAUGGACAAGCUUAUAUUUCACAGAAAUGUGAGCUGUGCCACAGGAAGAACCUUAGGAAUGUGACCUGUGGCCUGUUGCUACAUUCCAAUGCUACUUUCUCAACCGUUAUUGGAUGUUUAUGGCUGUUCCACCUCAGGAAAUAAACUGUGAGGUUCAGACUGAUCAACAUUUUUUCAUGAUGGAUCGAGCAGCUAACUUAAAUAGACGUGAGCAUGUAAUUGAUAUAUCACAGCGCAACGAUGCUUCAGCUUCUAUCUCCACUCGGACCGACAACAGUGAUGCAGAUGGCGCAGAUAAUGAAGAUGGGCCUUCGACAAGCACUUUGGCUCCUGUAUCUCAAUUAAUUUCAGCAACGCCAAAUGUUUCUAAUUCGAUAAAUUUUUCUUUGCCAAGGAGAGCUGAUAAUUAUGGUCGUCGAAAUAGAAGUCCUCUGAAUUCUGGUUUGUGGAUUUCAGUUGAGCUUGUUGUUAACAUGAGCCAAAUCAUAGCGGCUAUUAUAGUGCUCUCCAUGUCAAGACAUGAGCAUCCUCGAACUCCAUUAUUUGCAUGGAUCAUAGGUUAUACAGCUGGCUGUAUUGCUACACUUCCCCAUCUUUAUUGGCGCUACAUUCAUCGCAAUAGUCUGAGCUUUGAGCAAGGGCCAGCACGUUCUAAUCAGGGUAACACACAUAAUAGCCCUCUUGGAUCCGGUGUUCAUGCUGAUUACACUGUUACUCAAGAUCCAGAACAAGAAAAUGGCCACAAUCUAGUGUCAGAGACAUGGCAAACAACAGUAACUAGUAGCCGAAGGAUGAAGUCUAUGGUUGACCAUUUCAAGAUGGCAUUGGAUUGCUUUUUUGCUGUGUGGUUUGUUGUUGGAAAUGUAUGGGUUUUCGGCGGGCACUCUUCUUCUCAUGAUGCCCCUAACUUGUAUAGGUUAUGUAUCGUGUUCCUUGCAUUCAGCUGUAUUGGUUAUGCUUUGCCUUUCAUUCUGUGUGCAAUUAUCUGUUGCUGCUUCCCUUGCAUUAUAUCAAUCAUGGGCUUCAGAGAGGAUAUGUUCCAUGGUAGAGGUGCUACCUCAGAAUCAAUCGAUGCAUUGCCAACAUACAAGUUCAAAACAAAGAGGCGGAAAAAUAGAGGGGACAGAGAAAUUAACUUGGAAAGUCAAUGCGAUGGUGGGAUAUUGGCUGCUGGGACUGACAAGGAGCGAAUGAUUUCUGGUGAAGAUGCUGUUUGUUGCAUUUGCCUUGCCAAGUAUGUGGACAACGAGGAGCUCCGUGAGCUUCCAUGUUCCCAUGUCUUCCACAAGGAGUGUGUGGAUAAGUGGCUUAAGAUAAAUGCACUUUGCCCCCUCUGCAAGAUCAAGGUGGGAAACAUCACUGCAUCUUCAGGCGCUAGCUCAGAAUUCACAUAACAGGAAGCUUGGGAUUGGUGUAGAACCUGUUCUGGUAAUGCUACAGAUGCUCUCUGUGUCUCUCUCUGGUUGGCCAAGAUUUCUAGGCCAAAGUAUAGGAGCGAGAAGAAUGUGGAAGCCUGCAGAUGUACAUGCUUUGAUCCUGAUUCUACCAGGGCCUUUCUGAUGAGAUUCUCUAGGUUUUUUUCGUGUGUUGUGGAUGUCUAUAAAUAGAAGGCUGCAGAUGUUUCUCUUCUAUUUCUUUUACACUUCAUGGAAUAAAAUUGUUGUAUCAGAUGGAUCCUCUUUUACUGUACCAAAUAAAUCAGGCCACAUAUUAUCAGAAAAAAAUCUUUUGGAUUUA
This is a messenger RNA of Musa acuminata AAA Group (dessert banana), 2065 nucleotides long. RefSeq names its product E3 ubiquitin-protein ligase At1g63170. The transcript has 5 exons. Lineage: Eukaryota; Viridiplantae; Streptophyta; Magnoliopsida; Zingiberales; Musaceae. The record is from RefSeq and is a predicted model, not a curated record. Bases 442 to 1722 code for a protein of 426 amino acids.